Molecule: messenger RNA, 294 nt
Organism: Oikopleura dioica
Lineage: Eukaryota; Metazoa; Chordata; Appendicularia; Copelata; Oikopleuridae
Source: the annotation of a GenBank genome assembly
AUGCAAAAUGUCGAAUCAAAGGUCAAUCGAUCCGAAGGUCUUCUCGCGAAUCUUGGUUCCGAGCGUGAGCGUUGGCAAGAGUCAUCAACUAACUUCCAGGCUCAGAUGUCCACUCUUCCGGGAGAUUGUCUUCUCUCCACCGCUUUCGAAUCUUACGCUGCUUACUUUGACCAAGAAAUGCGAGCCAACCUUGAAAGUGCUAGGGAAGACCGUCCUCUGGAAGCUGAGAUCACAUUCCGCGAGACUCUGUCACAGUCAGAAUAUCUCUCAACCGUGGAUAAGCUUGCCAGUUGA